ACUAUUGACUAUUAAGGCAACUGAUCCAUCGGAUUCAAAUCCAAAUAAAAACAUUAUUCGUAUUAUUGAACUUACACAACGUAUGUCUAUGGCGAUGAAAUUUCAUGAUCUCCCAGAUACUCCACAAGAAAUGAAUAUAUUUUCUGCAUUUGGUCAAAUUAUUCCAAUGGAA
Molecule: messenger RNA, 172 nt
Organism: Racocetra fulgida
Lineage: Eukaryota; Fungi; Glomeromycota; Glomeromycetes; Diversisporales; Gigasporaceae
Source: the annotation of a GenBank genome assembly